AUGGGUCGUGGUAAGGUUGAGCUCAAGCGGAUCGACAACAAGAUCAGCCGGCAGGUGACGUUUGCCAAGCGCCGGAACGGGCUGCUCAAGAAGGCGUACGAGCUGUCGGUGCUCUGUGACGCCGAGGUCGCCCUCAUCAUCUUCUCCACCCGCGGCCGCCUCUUUGAGUUCUCUACCUCAUCAUGCAUGUAUAAGACGCUUGAGAGGUACCGCAGUUGCAACUACAACUCCAAAGCAACAGCAACUCCGGAGACUGAAUUAAGCAAUUACCAAGAGUAUUUAAAGAUGAAGACAAGAGUUGAGUUCCUACAGACAACUCAGAGAAAUCUUCUUGGUGAAGACUUGGGCCCACUUAGCAUUAAGGAGCUUGAGCAACUUGAGAACCAAAUUGAGAUAUCUCUCAAAAAUAUAAGGUCGACAAAGAGCCAGCAGGCACUUGAUCAGCUCUUUGAGCUCAAGCGUAAGGAACAACAACUGCAAGAUGUUAACAAAGACUUAAGAAGGAAGAUACAAGAAACUAGUGCAGAAAAUGUGCUGCAUAUGUCUUGCCAGGAUGUUGGACCUAGUGGGUCUAGUGGACAGGCUAAUCAAGCGAACGAGCAGGAACUAUUUCACUCUGCAGUUUGUGACCCGACUCUGCAUAUAGGGUUUCAUCAAUCUUACGUGGAUCAACUGAACAAUAACUGAGUGAAUGGUU
This is a messenger RNA of Lolium rigidum, 697 nucleotides long. RefSeq names its product MADS-box transcription factor 5-like. Gene Ontology annotation, cellular component: nucleus. Gene Ontology annotation, molecular function: protein dimerization activity; RNA polymerase II cis-regulatory region sequence-specific DNA binding; DNA-binding transcription factor activity, RNA polymerase II-specific. Gene Ontology annotation, biological process: positive regulation of transcription by RNA polymerase II. The transcript is spliced from 8 exons. Bases 1 to 687 code for a protein of 228 amino acids. The record is from RefSeq and is a predicted model, not a curated record. Lineage: Eukaryota; Viridiplantae; Streptophyta; Magnoliopsida; Poales; Poaceae.